CCUCUGAUCCAGCGCACUGCGAGUUCAUGGGGCGCUGUCAGAGCGUGCCACCCCGGUUCGAGACGCUUAUCCCCCGCCUCUCUACUCCUGCCACCAGGGGCCCCUCCUAUCGGCCAUCUGCCCAUUGCUCACCACGCUACUGGCGGGGGGAGUGUCCCUGCGUGAUUUCUCUAGUAGCCCCGCAGGCUUGCUGGAGCGGGAGGCAGCAGGAUGCACACGUGCAGGAAGGCGUUCAGGGGCCCGUGCGCCGGAGGUGGCGAACCCUCCCCAGGCACGGGACACGCUCCGCCACCUCCAGCCCCAGCCCCGGGCUGCGUCUGGCGGCGCAGUGCGCACGCGCGCCCACAGCGCCCGCUCACCGCCGUCGCGCAGUUUGGCCCGGAAGCAGCCGGCGGCCCGGCCGGUCGGAGCCGCGCGCUGGUGUUGCCGUAGCGGCGGGGAGGAUGCGGCGCGCCGGGAUGGCUCGUGCGGAGUGAGGAAGAGUCCGACCCCCUUCCACUCCCCCCCACCUCGGCUCCGCUCUGGCUUCAGGCCCCUUCUCUCUGCGCUGCGGCGGGCGGAGGCGGCGCAAGGAGAAGCCUAUGGAGGGGAACCGGGACGAGGCCGAGAAAUGCAUCGAGAUCGCCCGGGAGGCGCUGGAGGCCGCCAACCGCGAGCGGGCGCUGCGCUUCCUCCACAAGGCCCAGAAGCUCUACCCGACCGAGACCGCCCGAGUUUUGUUGGAAGCAAUUAUGAAGAAUGGAAGUGCUGCUGGGAGUGGUCCAUACUGCCAAAAGCCAGCAAAUGGCAAUGAUCAAAGUAAACCCAGUAGUACAAAGGACAGCAAUGCGUCUGCUGCAGGUGAAAGUGGGAAAGGCUACACCAAAGAUCAAGUGGAAGGAGUACUCAGUAUAAAGAAAAGUAAAAAUUAUUAUGAAGUACUCAGAGUGUCAAAAGAUGCAGGUGAAGAAGACUUGAAGAAGGCUUAUCGAAAGCUUGCUUUGAAAUUUCAUCCAGACAAAAACCAUGCACCUGGAGCAACAGAUGCUUUUAAAAAGAUUGGAAAUGCAUAUGCUGUGCUGAGCAAUCCAGAAAAACGAAAGCAAUAUGACCUUACAGGCAGUGAAGAGCAAGCAUGCAAUCACCCUGGCAAUGGUAGAUUUAAUUUCCACAGAGGUUGUGAAGCUGAUAUUACUCCAGAGGAUUUAUUCAAUAUGUUCUUCGGAGGAGCGUUUCCAUCAGGUAGUGUACAUUCAUUUUCUAAUGGUCGAGCUGGCUACAGUCAUCCUAAUCAACACCGUCAUAGUGGACAUGAGAGAGAAGAGGAGAGGGGUGAUGGAGGCUUUUCUAUGUUCAUCCAGCUGAUGCCUAUUAUUGUAUUGAUCCUCGUCUCUUUGUUGAGCCAGUUGAUGGUUUCUAAUCCUCCUUAUGCCUUGUACCCAAGAUCUGGUACAGGGCAGACCAUCAAAAUGAAGACAGAAAACCUGGGUGUCAUUUAUUAUGUCAGCAAGGACUUCAGAAAUGAAUACAAAGGAGUGUCAUUACAGAAGGUGGAAAAGAGUGUGGAAGAGGACUAUGUGUCCAACAUUCGAAAUAACUGUUGGAAGGAGAGGCAGCAAAAAACAGACUUGCUGUACGCAGCAAAAGUGUACCGAGAUGAUCGCCUCCGAAAGAAAGCAGACUCCUUGCCCAUGGACAACUGCAAAGAACUAGAAAGGCUCACCAGUAUCUAUCGAGGAGGAUGAACUAGAAUUUUACCCGUGCAUCCUUAAGUACGCUAUUAUAUCUCUUGUCAAGUGAGAAGAGAUUUAGCUUCAUCCUGAAAGUUGAAAAGAGGGUGGAUGUAAAACUCUACUGUGUAGCUGUUUCCAGAAUCCUUAUGAUGAAAUUUCAUUUAAUGGCUUCUUUACCUACUAUGAAAUAUAGAACAAAGUCAGUUUACAUAUUUUAAUUGUUUAGAUUUUACUUCAAAGGUUUCCAUGAAUUCUUUCAGCAGAGAGAGUAGCUCAGAAAGGAUGCCACGCUUGUAGAGACUUAGUCAUAGUGGUUCUCCUCUAACAUAUUUGUCAUGUAAAUAUCUAUGGAAAGAACACUUUGUGUAUAUACAAGUUAAAUGACUUUCUAUUUAAAAUCUCAGAAAUUUAGCUCCAUAAAACAUUUUGUUUCACUGAUGAAAUAAAUAGUAUGACUACAUCACUCCUUAUUCAGAUGUCAAGUGUGUGUAGUUUAAAAAAAAAAAUGUUAAACACUUUAUCUCUAACUUUAUGUAAAAUCUUCAGGCUUUACCAGCUUAGAGGAACUUGAUAUUUUUAAAAUAUAGCAGUGUAUAUUCCGAAAUAUAUGUUGGGAUAAAUUUAAUUUGGUGUAGAGUAGCAGUUAGCUGUUGUCGUUUUUAAGAAUUUCUGACCAAUACUAAGAAAACCAAGAGCUUCACUAAUCUCUUUUAAAAGUAAAUAUUUGUAAAGUGCUAUGCAGAAGUUAUGAACAUUGCUUUUAGUACUUGGAGUACUUUACAGCAACUCUGCCCUUUGGUAUUUCAGUUGUAUAUAAGUCCAUAAGCAUGUUGAACAUGCAUUCCCAGGUUCCUUAUUUUUCACUGAAAAGGUAGAGGGAAAACCUGCAAUAGUAAUUAGUUUAAAAAAAACAAACAAAAACAAUGUUUCCUCUGGGGAGAUUCGCAGUUUCUCAUUUCAAGCUAGUAUCUUAAAACUGAUUCCUAUUCACUCAACACAAGUGGAAUAGGAAAAUCACUGCUCAAGUCAAGCGUUGUGCCUUUUAACACUUCUGACAAUUAACUAUUAAAUGCUUAGCUGCCUUGUAACAUUUUGCUGUGAUCAGAGCCCCACAAAUUUGAUCAAGUACAGGAACAAGAGGAAGUUACAAGAAAUAAAGUUGUUUCAGUCCAGAAUCUUGCUGGAUGGACUUCCUGUAGAUGAGAAAACAUACCAUUUAACUAUUAAAUACAAUAAAGUAUCAUUUAAUUCCAUGGACUGAACAUGUAAAUUAUAUGUAUCCACACAUGCUGUCACAAAUUAAGGGGCAUUCUGAAAAAACUGGAUACAGGGUGUGUGGUGCUGAUAGAAAGAAAUGAGUAGGUGCUUUGAGUGUAGUAGGUGAAAUUUCUACAUCAUUGUACUUUUGUCAAUGCAACAUAGCAAAAUAUUUUGUCUUUCAUUUGUGAAUGCUGGCUAUUUGGUAAUAAGGGCAGUCCAUUGUUUUAGAGAAUUUCUCUCUCUAAAUUUAUCAAAUUGUGGGGAGGCAAAUUCUGCUCUCUGGUUAUAACAGUGUAGCUACUUAACUGAAGUCUUCAACUUCAUUGGGCUUACUUUGGAUUUACACUGGUGUACUUUGUGAGCAUAAUUAGUCCUCAGAGCCACAUUAAAUGCUGCUAAUUUGAGUGGACCUUAAGCCUUUUGUGUUUACCUUUUCUAAAGUGUCUCACUGGAAGUGCCCAGUAUUGUAUAUGGUGGUGUAACAUGGAACAGGCUGGCUGGUGACGUACAAAGCUAAUAGCCAAACCAAAACAUUCUUGCUCUUUUGGAAGAGGUAAUGUUCAUAGUAGAAAUCAAAGGUGAACUUCAAAGCGAAGAGCUGAAAACUGAAACGAAGCAGGGUUUCUGUGCUGAAUGUCCCCACGAAUCUGGUUUUGGGGCAAGGAGAGACAAAUGAUGUAUCACAUUCAUCUGUUUAUUGUAGAAAUCAUCCAAAUGUUUGCAGUUUGCCUUAGAAGUAAAGAAAGCAAGCAAAUGUGGAUUACCUAAAUUCUAAAAGUAUCCCGAAAGCAUCAUAAAUAUGCUAAUUUGGAGGACAUAACAUCAAAGAACUUGUCAAAUUCUCUAGAUAGUCGUAAUAGAAGAAUUUUUUCAAUGGUCUUGAGCAAAUGCACUGGCCUCCUGCUUCAUAGAUAUGCCUGUAUGCUUGUGGGUGCCAUUUUUUCAGUGAACACAAAAGGAAAUGAUUUCAUAGUGUGUUUAUAAAAUAUGGGGGCUGUGAAAUCACAGUUAAGAAAUAUUUUUAAUAAAGCUGCUUACAAUAAACCUGUAGUUACUGCACAGUUAGAACUAGGCUGCUACAUUCCAUUGAAUUAUAAAUUAUUAGAAAAAUAAUUACCUUUCUAAGCAUAUUCCAUUUAAAAAACAUGUUUUGAUUGGUUGAAAAAAUGCUGCUUAACACUUAAUAGAUUAAGUAUUUGCAGUCUCUCUUACUGAGACCAGGGUAUGGGGACUGGGGAAGCAUGGGUAUUACUUCCUAUACCUGCCUACCUUAAAGGUGAUCUGCAAGGAUUCUUUUAAAGUUGGCCAUGUGUCCUGUUUUGCUUCUUUGUAAUGUAUUUUAAAAAUAAAAGUCUGGGGGUUUUUACUUUUUUUAAAAAAAACUUAAUAUCAGGAAUGUCAAGUCUCCUUUUCCUUGGUUUUGCUGAAGGAUCUUCUGGGUAGCUCAAAGUAUGUUUCUUGUGAGCAAGAUGUUAACUGAAGGGAUAAAUAUCCUUUCUCAAAAAUGUGAAUUAGUCUUAAGUUAAAUAUUAUCAAAAAAACAAACCAGAGUUUUAAGCAGCCUGACUUAAAAAUCCCUGCACUUUUUAGCCGCUCGGAUUUUAAUCUGGACUUUUGUGAGUCAGUCACUUCACUAGUCCUCCAGUCACCAUAGAGAUUUCCAGCUUGCACAGAACCUGAAUUUCUCAACUGAAAAACCAGCUGAGAAAAAUCAUUUAACAAAAGAGAUCCUUGUAGGCUAACUUGAUAUAUAAUAAAGAAGCAAAAACAAGCCCAUUUAUUUCCUUUGCAAAGGUGACCUUUAAAAAAAAUCCCCACAACAUAACAUCUAUGUUUUAGUCAGUGGAGAACCCUGAUUUGUUACCAGUUUACGGUAAUAUAUAUUUUGCACAUUUGGUAAACAUUUCAGUAGAAGUUCUGUUUGUUUACCUAAAAACAAACUUAAAAGUGAAUUUAGGACUUUAAAAAAAAAAAGACUUAUUUGUAAGAUUACAAAAGACAAAGUUUAUAGCCAUUAAAAUAUAGUUAGCACUUUAUUUUAAAGCAAGGAUCUCAAACUCAGAUCACCACGAGGGCCACAUGAGGACUAGUACGUUGGCCCGAGGGCUGCAUAACUGAAACCUUUUCAUACAAUGAUACAAAAGUAUAGUCAAAAAUGAAAAAAAUGAAGAGUAAUAUAGUAUGCUAUUAAAAGUCAAUGUAGUAACUUUUUAAAAACUGUAAUGCGAAGAGGGGUUUUAAUAAAAUAUAAACACCUGUAACUAUUCCUUAUGUGGUCAGUAACACUGAGGAUGAUCUAUACUAACAGUCUAUCAACACAGCUGUAAUUGCAGAAACUUUUUAAAGUAACUAUACAUACAAAAUAUGUUGUCACUUUUAACAAACAUUCUUCCCAACUACUUACAGCAAAGAAUCUCACAUGCUGAACUUCAUACGUCAGACUCCUCAUUUAGUCCAUGAGGCCCUGCCACUGCCCUGCCUCUUCCCACCCCUUCACUGACCCCAUUCCAACACCUUCCCCAAAGUCCCCGCCCCAACUCCGCCUCCUCUCUGCCCCUAUUCCAACCCCUUCCCCAAAUCCCUGUCCCAGUCCUGCCUCUUCUCCACCUCCUCCCCUGAGCAUGCCAUGUCCCCGCUCCUCCCCCCUCCCUCUUGGAAAGUCCUAAGUGCUGCCAAACAGCUGUUUGGCAGCGCGAAGUGCUGUGAAGUAGGCGGAGGAGCAGGGAGGAGGGGAUCCUGGGAGUUUGGCUGCCAGUGGAGUUGGCGCCUAUGAUGGGCUGCAGGAAAUAAUUCCGCUGGCUGUGUGUUUGAGACCCCUGUUUUAAAGGAUCAGAGUCAAUUUAAAAACUUCCCUCUGGAAAUCUUUGACCUAUUGUUACAAGUAACAAGUAAGAGUGCUAUUAUGAUGAAGAGGCAAAACAAUAUCUAUUUUUCAAGUUUGUUUAUUUUGUAGUAGUUUCACUGACUGACUCACUAUUACAGGGGAAUCAGUGUCCUCUGUGUGGGUCUUUCACAUAGCAACAAGUAGAGGAAAACACAGGAAAAUGCAAUAGUAAAACGAAAAACUGACGGGAACUCAAAGGUAGGCGUCAUUACCUGAAACUUUCACCCUUUUUAUUUAAUUCACCAAAGUGAUCGUAAGAAUGGUCAUACUGGAUCAGACCAAAGGUCCAUCUAGCCCAGUAUCCUGUCUUCCAACAGUGGCCAAUGCCAGGUACUCCAGAGAGAAUGAACAGAACAGGUAAUCCAUCAAGUGAUCCAUCCCAUCGCCCAUUCCCAGCUUAUGGCAAACAGAGGCUAGGGACACCAUCCCUGCCCUUCUGGCUAAUGGCCAUUGAUGGACCUAUCCUCCAUGAACUUAUCUAGUUCUUUUUUGAACCCUGUUGUAGUCUUGGCCUUCACACCAUCCUCUGGCAAAGAGUUCCACAGGUUGAGUAUGUUGUGUGAAGAAAUACUUCCCUUUGUUUGUUUUAAAUCUGCUGCCUAUUUAAUUUCAUUUAGUGACCCCUACUUCCUGUGUUAGGAGGAGGAGUAAAUAACACUUCCUUAUUUACUUUCUCCACACCAGUUAUGAUUUUAUAGAGCUCUAUCAUAUCCAAUUAGUCAUCUCUUUUCCAAGCUGAAAAGUCCUAGUCUUAUUAAUCUUUCCCUCAUAUGGAAGCUAUUCCACACCCCUAAUCAUUUUUGUUGCCCUUUUAUGUACCUUUUCUAAUUCCAAUAUAUCUUUCUUGAGAUGGGGCGAUCAGAUCUGCAUACAGUAAUCAAGAUGUGGGCAUAACAGGGAUUUAUAUAGAGGCAACAUGAUACUUUGUCUUCUUUUCUGUGCCUUUCCUAAUGAUGCCCAACAUUCUGUUCACUUUUUUGACUGCCGCUGCAUAUUGAGUGGAUGUUUUCAGAGAGCUAUCCACAAUGACUCAAAGAUCUCUUUUUUGAGUGGUAACAGCUAAUUUAGACCCCAUCAUUUUAUAUGUUGGGAUUACAUUUUCUAAUGUGCAUUGCUUUGCAUUUAUCAACGUUGAAUUUCAUCUGCCAUGUCGUUGCCCAAUCACCCAGUUUUGUGAGAUCCCUUUGUAACGCUUGUAACUCUUUGGAAUUAACCAUCUUGAGUAGUUUUGUAUCAUCUGCAAAUUUUGCCACCUCACUGUUUACCCCUUUUUCCGGAUCAUUUAUUAACAUGUUGAAUAAGACUGAUCCCAGUACAGACCCCUGGGGGACACCACUAUUUACCUCUCUCCAUUCUGGAAACUGACCAUGUAUUCCUACCCUUUGUUUUCUAUCUUUUAACCAGUUACCAAUCCAUGAGAGGACCUUCUCUCUUAUCCCACGACAGUUUACAUUGCUUAAGAGCCUGCAUUGCAACCUUCUCAGUUUCUUUUCCAAAGGGAACAAACAUCACAUUCCAUAGAUAUAUUGUAGGUGUGAUCAAAAUCUUUCAUUAUUUAAACCUCCUGUUUUCCUAUCCUUUGUAGUACUUGUGGUGUCACUCUAGCAGAAACCAGAAAAUGUGGAGCUCAGAUUUCUCAGGACCUUGGAAGAGAUUUUGCUGAAGAUGUAGUGCUUAAUAACAAUUUUACAUAGCCAAAUACUUUUCCCCCUCUUGGUGAAGCUGCUUUCUUUGAAAUCCGUGGCAAAAUUCCAUUUCAUUGAACUCAGUGGCAAAUGUCAUUUAUUAAAUACAAUACAGUAUAAUUUAAUUCCACGAACGGAGUAUGUAUGUUCCAUCUAUCAACACAUGCUGACAAAUUACGGGACUUCCUGAACCUGUGGGAUACAGGGUACAUGAUGCCUGUAGAAAGAGUGAGAGAGUGUUUGAGUUAGUAGGUGACAGUGAUUCAGUUGCUCUUUGGGGACUUCAGUGGGGCUUGGGGGCGGGGGGGAACAAAAGUGGAAUUAGCCAUUUGCAGUAUCAGGCCCAUACACCUUAGCAAAGCCAUUCAUUUUACUUUAAAUCAUUCUUGGUGUACAGUAGGGAACAGUUUAAUCUUAAACCUCUGUUCACGGUUUUCCCCCAUGUAGCCAUUUUAAUUAUACCAGAAGCUCCCAUGAUCUGUUAAUGAGGCAGCUGAAGAUUUUACAGGGAUCUUAUUUCACUGGGAAUCUCUUUAGAAGUUACCUUAGUCCACCAAAUCCAUUAUUUUAUCCUAUGUUCCUAUGAUUAUUUUUGGUAGGAGAUAGUGGGUCCUCAACUUUCAUUAAAACUAAUUGCCUUUUUCAUAUUCUGCAAGAAUGAUUUGUAUCUCUUUAUGCCUGAACUGGUGGUUUGUUUGUUUUUAACACAAGGCCAAAUAUUCAAAAGUACUCCGAAUUUGUUGUGGAGCUGGAUUUUUCAAAAGAGCUUAACUUCUAUUUAGGCACUUAAAGCAGUCAGAUUUUCAAAAGUUCCCAACACCCAGCAGCUCCUGUUUAGUACAAUAACAGCUGUUGGAUGCUGAGCGCCUUUGAAAAUCUGCUCCUAUGGUCUUGGGGGAGAGGGUUGAGGUUGUUCUUUGUUACAACCAUCUGAACAAGCGAAAUACUGAAUAUUCACAACCGCUAUUUGUACUUAUAAAAAUACAGGCAAUCUUGCAUUAUGUGACAACUUCAUUUCCCUUUUUGAAUAUGGUAUGUAAUACUUAUAUAGUAUCAUGCAGAUCCAUAGUUAUAUGAUGCAUGCACAUGCAAAUACUAAUAUAUGCAUACACCUAUAUAUCUAUAAAACUGCAUUUACUGGAAAUGGGCCUCAAUGGGGAGGGGCAAGUAAGUCAUGAACUAUCUUGAUAAGGUCUCUGAGCAUUUCAGUCUUUCACCUUCUACUGUUAACUUUGAGAGUAACGUUGUUGGCAUUGUUAAAAAAAAUUUUUUUAAACCAUUUGCUUUUUGGGUAUUAACCAUCAUAGCAGAAACAUUUAUAAUCUUAUGAAAAUGGAUAAACUUCCCACAAUGCUUGAUUAUUGUUAAUUGACAAAUUUUCAAUUUUGAUCUUUCGGAAUCUUCACCUUUUCCCUAACUGAGUCAGCCUACCACUUGAACUGUGUGGAUUGUAAUCCACUGACUAACCACGUCGUAAGUUUAGGUUCAUCAUCAUGAACCAACACAAGAUUCCCUUUCGUCCAUUAAAUCUGCAUGGAGAUGCGUUUUGUUCCUCCACAUAGUGGGAUAGAGGAAUGAAUGAACACAGUGAUCAGACUGUCCAGUUUUGGGCACUUAACAGAAUAGAUGGCUGCCUCUAUAUUUCUAAUCCCAUCAAUUUAGCUGAAGAAGGGGGCGGGGAGAGGGUGCGAACUGAUAGGAGAAACUUGGAAAAGGAAAAAGAAAACCAUCCUUUUAACUUUCAUGCAGAUCUAGUCUGUGUUUAAGGGGAAAUAGGUAGAAUGAGGCCUCUUGGUGUAAUCUUUUAGAUGACUUUGUAAUCUUGAAGGAAAGCUUCAGGUUUCAAGCUCCUUUUUCAGUUUGGUUACUCACUAUUAAAGAUAUGAAUUUUUUCCAAUAUGUUUAAAUAAUUUCCUUUUUAAGCAUGUUGAACAGAAACAUAAAUAUUCCUUAUAUUAAGGGUUAUGUGAAAUGUAGUUUUUAAAGCUUCUUUGCAUGUAUAAUUUCCCUGACAAAUACAUGAUUCCUUUUCACUCAGUAACAAGGUUUGCUGGUCUUGGGACCACUAGACUUGUGAAUCCUGUGUGUGCAUGUGUUUAGAGGUGUAUAUAUUUCUUUUCCAGCUAAUACCUCAAACUUGUGAUAGUUUAAUAUUGUGCCACUGUAAGUUUGCACAGAGCAGAGCUUCCAUUAGGAAUUAAAAUUAUCCACCCAAUUUUGAGAGUUCUGGUGUCACUGAUCUUUAAAUGCUUUUUUUCCCUGCCACCCCGACCCCCUCAGUAUGUGGGUAAGAAUUCCCAUUACAGCAGGGGUGGGCAAACUUUUUGGCCCAGGGACCACAUCUGGGUAUGGAAAUUGUAUGGCAGACCAUGAAUGCUCAUGAAAUUGGGGGUGGAGUGCAGGAGGGGGUAAGGGCUCCGGUUGGGGAUGCAGGCCAGAAAUGAGGAGUUCAGGGUGUGGGAUUGGGCUCCGGGCUGGGGUAGGGGGUUGGAGUGCAGGGGUGUGUGUGAGGGCUCUGGCUGGGGGUGCAGGCUCUGGGGUGAGGCUAGGGAUGAGGGGUUGGGGGUGCAGGAGGCUGCUCCAGGCUGGGGUUGAGAGGGCGGGAGGGGGAUCAGGGCUGGGGCAGGGGUACAGGUGCUGAGUGGUACUUACCUCAAGCAGCUCCCAGAAGCAGUGGCAUGUCCCCGCUCCAGCUCCUAUUCGGAAGCACUGCCAGGCGGCUCUGCAUGCUGCCCUGUCCACAGACACCACCCCUGCAGCUCCCAUUGGCUGUGGUUCUUGGCCAAUGGGAGCUGCGGGGGCAGUAUGUGGAGCCUCUUGGCUGCCCCUAAGCGGUAGGAGCCAGAGCGGGGACAUGCCAUUGCUUCUGGGAGGUGCGCGGAGCGAGACAAGCCCCAGACCCCGCUCCCUGGCGGGAGCGCGAGGGCCAGAUUAAAACGUCUGGAGGUCCGGCUGCAGCCCCUGGGCUGUAGUUUGUCCACCCUGCAUUACAGGGUCCAUUUUUAGAAAAUUAUACCCUUUUGCUCUGCUCAGCAAUCUGAAAUCUGACAAAGUAAAAAGCAUUUCUCAAUGUGAAUAAACUGAAAUGUGGUUGGAAAUGGCUUACAUUUGAAAUGACAUUUCUGAACUUGCUGCUGGUACUGGCUGUUUUGCUCAAUUGUGACUGAUAUUUUACAAGUGUAUGUUGGAGAAUAUAAAGUCCCUCACCUGCUUUAAAAAUCUGAAGGAAUUCUAAAUGCUUGUUCUUUGGACUUUUAUAAAAAACAGUGCGGGAGAGGUUAUACAGUCUUUGCAAAUCAUGUUCAAGACACCUAAUAAAUUUAAUAGAAGGCUUGCAAAAGAAAUCCGGUGAAAUGAAGGUAGUAUCUUAACAACGAAGAUCUUAUUUUAUUUUGUCUAAUUUGAAAGCAUUUUCAAGAUUUAAAGGUUAAGUUUUAAAAAAAGACUUGUCUGAUUUAUAAUAUCUAAUGUAAUAUUAGACAUAUCAAAAUAAAAUUAUUUUCAGUGUGAAAA
This is a messenger RNA of Chelonia mydas (Green sea turtle), 11054 nucleotides long. RefSeq names its product DnaJ heat shock protein family (Hsp40) member B14 (gene DNAJB14). The transcript is spliced from 8 exons. The record is from RefSeq and is a predicted model, not a curated record. Gene Ontology annotation, biological process: cellular response to misfolded protein. The coding region runs from base 582 to 1724 and encodes 380 amino acids. Gene Ontology annotation, cellular component: endoplasmic reticulum membrane. Lineage: Eukaryota; Metazoa; Chordata; Testudines; Cheloniidae. Gene Ontology annotation, molecular function: Hsp70 protein binding.